GACGACCUUUAUAGAGGAGGAGGAGGCGGCGGCGGUGGUGGUGGAGGUGGAAGAGAGGCGCCGGGAACUUCGCGCCUCCGGGACAGAUGCACGCGGCCAGGAUGAUGAUGACCACGGUGCACUUGACGGCCCUCGUCAAGGCAGGCUUCAUCGCCUUCGGGGGAGUCCUUUUCACUGCGCUGUGGUUCAUGCAUCUCAUCUCGAUAGGAUACCUCUGGUUCUGGUUGAGGCGCCGCACCGCCGAGGCUCCGCCCACACACGGGAAGCCGCCGCUCGGCGUCUCGCUGCUCAAGCCGCUGUGCGACGUCGACCCCAACCUGGAGGACAACCUUGAGACGUUCUUUGAGGUCGACUACCCGGAGUACGAGAUUUUGCUCUGCGUUCAAGACUCGGACGACCCAGCCAUUGAUGUCUGCAAAAAGCUCAUCAACAAAUACCCCCAUGUUGACGCACGGCUCUUCAUAGGAGGAAAGAAGGUCGGCAUCAACCCCAAGAUCAACAACCUGAUGCCAGCGUACGAGGCGGCCCGGUACGAGCUCGUGUGGAUCUGCGACAGCGGCAUCAGAGUGGUCGAGAAGUCGCUGCAGCGCAUGGCCGCUCUCAUGACGGAGCGCGUGGGGCUCGUGCACGGAUUGCCCUACGUGGCGGACCGUCGCGGAUUCUCCGCCACGCUCGAGCAGGUGUACUUCGGCACGGCACACGCACGCUCCUACGUGGCGGCCCACGCGGUCGGCGUGAAGUGCGUGACGGGGAUGUCGUGCCUGCUGCGCCGCGCCGUGCUCGAGCAGGCCGGGGGCCUCGCCGCUUUCUCGCCGUAUCUCGCCGAGGACUACUUCAUCGCCGACGCCGUCGCCAGGACGGGCUGGAAGUUUGCCAUGGCACACGACGUGGCUCUGCAGAACGCGGGCACUCACUCCAUCGCGCUCUUCCAGUCCCGCAUGAUCCGGUGGGCCCGCCUGCGCUUCCACAUGCUGCCGCAGACGGUGCUGCUGGAGCCCAUGUCCGAGUGCAUCUUGGCCGGCAUGAUCACAGGCGCUGCGGCUAACCUGGCGCUCGGCGCGCCCGUGCCGAUCUUCCUGGCGGCGCACGGCCUCGCCUGGAUGCUGCUCGACUACUUGCGACUGCGUCUCAUCCAGGGCGGGCCGCUGCCCUUCUCCAAGGUGGACUUCACCCUCGCCUGGUUCAUCCGCGAGUCCAUGACGGUCUUCAUCUUCGUGUCGGCGCUCUGCGCGUCCACCAUCGGCUGGCGCAACGUGCGCUACCGCAUCCGCUGCGGGGGCAAGGCCGAGGAGCUGCCGCCCAUGUGACGGCCGGUGGGGUG
Petromyzon marinus (sea lamprey) is the source of this 1321-nucleotide messenger RNA. RefSeq names its product ceramide glucosyltransferase-like. Gene Ontology annotation, molecular function: ceramide glucosyltransferase activity. Lineage: Eukaryota; Metazoa; Chordata; Hyperoartia; Petromyzontiformes; Petromyzontidae. Gene Ontology annotation, biological process: glucosylceramide biosynthetic process. Gene Ontology annotation, cellular component: membrane. The record is from RefSeq and is a predicted model, not a curated record.